CUGAACAUCUUUUUGAGUCAGGUGCUCAUCAGCUCCAUGUUGUGCAGAGUGUUUUUCCAGCCGUGCUCUGAACAGCUGACAGCAGAAGAAGGCCAGCUGAUCUAUUUAUAGUAGAGUCCCUCAGAGACUCAGACGGGAUCUGUCACAGUCCUGCAGUGCUGCACACUGUCACGCCAACACCACCGACACCUCCAACAUCUUUGUCAUGCCCGGGAGCCAGGCCCGGUGCCGGGCCAGAGACCGGAGCAAUGUUCUGAACCGGCCUGAGUUUCUGUCCUUGAACCAGCCCCCCCGCAGGGAGCAGAUGGCGGGGGAGGGGCGGGCAAGUAGUGGUCCAAGGAAAGUCUCGUCCAGACAGCAGAGUCAGCAGGAGGACGCAGGACUGAGGGCAUCCAGGGACUCAUCAGAGGGAGGCUCAGCAGCUGAUGGGGGGGCAAAGGAGGCACCUCGCUGGCCCGAGCAGGACUGUAUGCAGCUGAACCCAUCAUUUCGAGGCAUUGCCAUCAACUCCCUGCUGGCCAUUGACAUCAGCCUGUCCAAGCGUCUGAGUGUGUGUGCAAGGCCCCAUGGCCCUGGAGCCCCAAUCCGCUCUAUGGUGACCCUGCUGGCCCUCAGUGGACAUGCCCUCCUCUGGCUCUGCGGGACCCUGAUCUGUCUGUGGAGGAGCAACACGCUGGCUGGACAGGAAGUCCUUGUCAACCUGCUGCUGGCGCUGAUCCUGGAUCUGAUGACGGUCGCUGGGAUGCAGAAGUUGGUGAAACGCAGAGGACCGUGGGAUUUCCCUCCAGGGUUUUUGGACUACGUUGCCAUGGAUACAUAUUCUUUCCCAGCAGCCCACGCCAGCCGAGCUGUCAUGCUAAGUCUGUAUGACAUCACUGUUGGCAUCGAUGUUCAACUCCUUACACGCACUGACAAACGGAGACAGAACUUGAUGCAGACAUAG
Molecule: messenger RNA, 943 nt
Organism: Monopterus albus (swamp eel)
Lineage: Eukaryota; Metazoa; Chordata; Actinopteri; Synbranchiformes; Synbranchidae
Product: inactive phospholipid phosphatase 7-like
Exons: 5
Coding region: 206-943 (245 amino acids)
Cellular component (GO): nuclear envelope
Molecular function (GO): sphingosine-1-phosphate phosphatase activity
Source: RefSeq, a predicted model, not a curated record